Molecule: messenger RNA, 3744 nt
Organism: Oncorhynchus tshawytscha (Chinook salmon)
Lineage: Eukaryota; Metazoa; Chordata; Actinopteri; Salmoniformes; Salmonidae
Product: titin-like
Exons: 19
Coding region: 97-3429 (1110 amino acids)
Source: RefSeq, a predicted model, not a curated record
CACAGAACUCACACCAUUCUGUUUCAUUCUCUGUUUGGACAGUAAGCUCACCUCCCCUCUCUCUCCUCACGCUACUGCAGGGUGGGAGAUGCAACAAUGGCCUUGAGAACAGCAGGAAGUGUGUUGGUGGUCUUUCUCUGGUCUGUAGCAGUGGUACUGGGUCAGAAUGGCUGGAGUGUUACAUACACCACUCAGAGUAUCUGUACCUUGAAGGGGUCAACAGUGGAGAUGUCCUGCUCUUACACAUAUCCCAGUGGUUAUAUCGUCACAUCAACCUUCUGGUUCAUAACAAAUAAUGCUGAGGGGAAUCCUGUUAGUCUGAGUGGUGACCCAGACUACAAAGGUCGUGUGAUGUACCAUAGAGAUAAGAAGAAUGGCCACACCCUGACAAUCACAGACCUGAGAGAGAGUGACUCAGCUACGUACAAGUUCAGCUUUAUAACAGAUCAGACCAGAUGGAGAUAUCCUGUUAGUCCUGGAGUCACUCUGUCUGUUACAGACCUGCAGGUGAAGGUGACUCCUACAUGGUGGGCAACAUGGAAGACACUGACCUGUAGCACCACCAGCUGUCCUCUGACUGGUAACCCCACCUACAUCUGGUACAAGAACGGACAACAUCUAGAUGAGAGCACCUCCCCCCAGUACAAAUACUCAGUCUAUAAUGACUAUGAUGCCAGUUAUUCCUGUCCUGUAAAAGGCCAUGAGGACCUCCUCUCUCCUGCAGUGUGUGUUCAGGGUCAGAGCUGCAGCAGAGUGAAUUACAUCAAGAGGAGAAUCUGUGUCUUGAAGGGGUCAACAGUGGACAUAUCCUGUACUUAUGUUGAUUAUUAUAACACCACAUCAUCAUUUUGGUUUAGAAGUGAUAAGUCGACCCCUGAAGACCUAACCACAGACCCAGGGUAUGCAGGUCGUGUGGAGUACACUGGAACAUACAGAGGUCCCUUCACCCUGAGAAUCACAGAUCUGAGAGAGGAGGACUCAGCUGAGUAUCGCUUCACUUUUAAAACAUACAGCAUUGAAUGGGGUCAUAGUUUCCCAGGAACAACUCUGACUGUCACAGACCUGCAGGUGAAGGUGACUCCUGGCACAGUGACAGAAGGAUCAUGGGUUACACUGACGUGUAGCACCACCUGUACUCUGACUGAAAUCCCCAACCCCACCUACAUCUGGUACAAGAAUGGAGAAGAGCUAUUUUCUGACUCCUCUCCCCAGUAUCAAUACUCAGUCAGUAGAGGAGGUUCUGACAGCUACUCCUGUGCCUUAAUAAGAGGCCAUGACAAACUCAGCUCUCCUGAAGUCACAGUGGAUACUUCUUCUCUGAGCUGCUUAAAGGUGACCUACACCAGUAGAGGCAUCUGUUCCUUGAUACCAUCAGUGGACCUGCCUUGCACUACCAUAUAUCCCACAGACCUGCAGGUGAAGGUGACUCCUGACACAGAGGCAGGGAAGAGGACACUGACCUGUAGCACCACCUGUACUCUGACUGACAACCCCACCUACAUCUGGUACAAGAACGGACAACAUCUAGAUGAGAGCACCUCCCCCCAGUACAAAGACCCAGUCUCCAGUAACUAUGACGAUAGUUUCUCCUGUGCUGUAAAAGGCCAUGAGGAUCUCCCCUCUCCUGCAGUGUGUGUUCAGGGUCACAACUGCUGGAGGGUGACUUACACCAAGAGGAGAAUCUGUGUCUUGAAGGGCUCCACAGUGGACAUAUCCUCCUCUUACACUCAUCCCACUAGUUAUAUAGAACAAGGUUCAUUCUGGUUUACACAGAAAGACCCUGUAGAUGUCAGGUCAUAUCCAGGGUCUGCAGGUCGUGUGGAGUACAAUAGGAACACAGAGAACCACCACACCAUGACAAUAACACACCUGACAGAGAAGGACUCGGCUGAAUACAAAUUCAGAUUAAUAACAACAGAUAAGGGGAGAUUUUCUGGUCUUCCUGGUGUGAUGUUGACUGUCACAGAUAUCCUGUUGGAGAUGGAUCCUACGUCUGUGUCAGAGGGGGAGAGAGUCACACUGAGAUGUAGAACCCAGUGUACAGUCAGUCUCAACCCCACCUACAUCUGGUACAAGAACGGACAAAGUCUGACCAACCCAAUCACCAGUUAUAACAGCCUGAUCCUAGACCCAGUCACCAGUUAUAACAGCCUGAUCCUAGACCCAGUCACCAGUUAUAACAGCCUGAUCCUAGACCCAGUCAGCAGUGAGGAUUCAGGGAACUACUCCUGUGCUGUAGAAGGCUUAGAGAGAAUCCUCUCUCCAGAAGAGACUCUCACUGUCAGAUAUGGCCCAAAGAACACCUCAGUGUCAGUCAGUCCCUCUGGUGAAAUAGUGGAGGGCAGUUCAGUGACUCUGACCUGCAGCAGUGAUGCCAACCCACCUGUGGACAAAUACACCUGGUACAAGAAGAAUGGAGGUGGCAAUCAGAGUAUGACAGGACCACAGCAUGUCUUCAAUCAAAUCCAGUCAUCUGACACUGGAGAGUACUACUGUGAGGCCCAGAAUGAGAUGGGGACAGACAGGUCUAGGACCAUAAACAUGGAUGUGAAGUAUGCUCCAAGGAACACCUCAGUGUCAGUCAGUCCCUCUGGUGAAAUAGUGGAGGGCAGUUCAGUGACUCUGACCAGCAGCAGUGAUGCCAACCCACCUGUGGACAAAUACACCUGGUUCAAGAAGAAUGUGACCUCACCAAAAGCAUCAGGACAGAGUUACAGCAUCACUAACAUCAUCUCUGAGGACAGAGGAGAAUAUUACUGUGAAGUUGAGAAUAAAUAUGGACGUCUCAUCUCUUCUUCUGUGUCUGUGGACGUUCAGUACGGCCCAAAGAACACCUCAGUGUCAGUCAGUCCCUCUGGUGAAAUAGUGGAGGGCAGUUCAGUGACUCUGACCUGCAGCAGUGAUGCCAACCCACCUGUGGACAAAUACACCUGGUACUUUCAAAAUGAGACUUUAAUAAAUGGAUGUGGACAGAUCUACAACAUCAGUAACUUCAGGUCUGAGGACAGUGGACAUUACCACUGUGAGGCCUGGAAUGGAAGAGGAUCUAGGAACUCUACAGCUCUGAUGAUCAUUUUACCAGGGAAACAAACCUCAGUUCAGACUGCAGCUGUAGGAAUCAUAGUGGUUGUUCUGGUUCUCAUCCUCUGUCUCUCUGGACUCAUGUGCUUCAGGAAGAAGGCCUCCAAAUCCACCUCUGACACAAGAGACACAUCAGAGAAUGUACAGGGAGACUCUAGUCCAGUGUAUGAAAACGUCUCAAGCAUGUCCACAGCCUCUACUGCAGCACAGACAGCAGCCACCGUCGACCAGGAUGAUGUCCACUAUGCCAGCAUCCACUUCUCUCGCUCCAAAAACCAGGAAGUGCCUCUGUACUCCACCGUCCAGUGCAUCAGCCCCAGAAACAGGAUGUCCAGUACGAUGCUGUGAAAUUCAACCUCCCCAGUGCUGCCAACCAACCCACGGCAGCACAAGCAGCUAAGGAGGACUCUUCUGAGAUCUAUAGUAGAGUCAACAAACCCAGAAGACCUGAACACAACAAACCCAGAACCAAGAAGACCUGAACGCAACAAACUCAGAACCAAGAAGACCUGAACACAACAAACCCAGAACCAAGAAGACCUGAACGCAACAAACCCAGAACCAAGAUGACCUGAACGCAACAAACCCAGAAGACCUGAACAAAACAAACCCAGAACCAAGAAGACCUGAACGCAACAAACCCAGAACCAAGAGAACCUGAAC